Hyalella azteca is the source of this 4326-nucleotide messenger RNA. Its product is annotated as sex determination protein fruitless. The transcript has 6 exons. Gene Ontology annotation, molecular function: protein binding; DNA-binding transcription factor activity, RNA polymerase II-specific; RNA polymerase II cis-regulatory region sequence-specific DNA binding. The coding region runs from base 83 to 3421 and encodes 1112 amino acids. NCBI's taxonomy places the organism in Eukaryota, Metazoa, Arthropoda, Malacostraca, Amphipoda, Hyalellidae. Gene Ontology annotation, biological process: regulation of transcription by RNA polymerase II. The record is from RefSeq and is a predicted model, not a curated record.
CUGACGCUAGAUGGCGAUUUUAAUUUCAAUGUUUACAAACACGAAAGAUAUAUGUUGGCGUGGACGGACGUCUGUAUAAAGAAUGAGCAGCAGUGCAGCUGCCGACAUGUCCAGCUCCAGCAGUGAGAGCGUCCCUGCUCCCACUUCCUCAGAGGUGAUGACAACAAACAGGUGUAGUGCUGGAGACACAGCUGUCAAUCCUCCAAAAGUUGCUGCUCCAGACUCUGCAAUGAAGUCUAGUGCUGCACCUCCUGCAGCUCUUCCUCCUACAUCUGGUGCAAGUGUUGCUGCUGCAGCACCACUUGGAAAUUUUUUAGAGCUGCAAUGGACUGAGCACAAGGAUAUAUUCAGUCAGAACAUUGCUAAACUCAGGCAUAAACACAUGUACACCGAUGCCACCCUUGCAUGCGAUGGCCAGUUCUACCCGGUGCACAAGUUUGUCCUGGCCACGUGCAGCGAGUUUUUCCUAGCUAUGUUUGAGUGGACUCCCUGCGUUAACCCUGUGCUGGUUCUGAACAACAUUCUCACCAGGGACCUAGAGCCAAUUCUUGACUUCAUGUACACAGGCGAGAUGAGUGUCAAGGAGUGCUACUUGGGUCAUGUGAUCAAGGCAGCUCAGAGCCUUCGAGUGAAAGGAUUGGCUUUUCCUGAUGAGUCAAGACCAGUUAUGCACAAGCCUCCCCAGCCUGUGGCUAACAUGAACAUGGCAUGUGCUGGCACUCCAGCAGGCAUUGCACCUCAGUUCCCUCGACCUUCUCUUCCAUCGACAUCUUCAGCAGAUACUAAGCAAAAUUUUGGUGUGAACAAAAGGGAAUAUGAGCCAUCUACAAAGCGCAUCAAGUCUGAACUUGACGACUCGAAACAAUCUGUGUUGAUGUCAGACUCUUGUUCAAAAUUACUGAAGCCACCCACUAAACCCAUCUCUCUACCAUCCAUCUCAUCUCUCACAGCUGCCCACCAUGACACAUCUCUCACCAAAUCCCAGCAGCUAUCUUCUAUAAGUCUGUAUGAUCCCAAAAGUAACAGACUGGUCCCAUCCCCCAAUGGUGCUCCAGCAGCCCCACUUCCAUCAAUGGUAGCGCGAUCUCAUCCCCAACUCUCAAGAUCGAGUUCCUCCCCUCAACAAUACACUCACCUUGCUGGGACUUCUUCAUCCCACCCACCGCAGUCAUCAAACCAAUCCUCUCGUCACCUGCAGCAGUUGCUGUCUUCACCAAAAAGCAAUGGAGGGCAACAGCCGCAGCAGGUAUACCGUAACCCUGCAGGAGAUGCACCACCGCAGCACAUGUUACAACAGCGCAAGAAAGAAGAGCUGCUGCAGCAUCAACAGCAACUCGAAAUGGAGCGCCGCCAGCUUCAGCACCAGCUCCAGCAGCAGAGAACGCUUUCCAGUCACCAACAGCAGCAUCAGCAAGUGGGACACAUACAACAACCACCACCACACAGUCAACCACAUCGUCCAGCGCAACAACAUGCAGUGAAUGAGCAUCAACAACCAUCACAUUAUGUACAUGCAUACCAAACACAGACUCAACUGCCAGCCCGUGGUGGACCACAUCAGUUGACACAUUCAUACGCUCGUCAACCAUCAUCACAGCUUCCCCCUAAUCAACAGCCCCUACCACAUCAUUUGCCUCAGUCUUCACCACAUCAUAUGCCUCAUUCAUCACCUCAUCAUGUGCCUCAGUCUUCUCCACAUCAUAUGCCGCAGUCUUCUCCACAUCAUAUGCCUCAUUCUUCACCACAUCAUAUGCCUCAGUCUUCACCACAUCAUAUGCCUCAGUCAUCACCACAUCAUAUGCCUCAUUCAUCACCUCAUCACAUGCCGCAGUCAUCACCUCAUCAUAUGCCUCAUUCAUCACCUCAUCAUAUACCUCAAUCCUCACCUCAUCACAUGCCGCAGUCUUCUCCACAUCAUGUGCCACAGUCUUCACAUCCACAGAUGCACUUAUCUACACAUCCCCAGACUUACCCGUCUUCACCACAUCCCCAGACGCUCCAGUCUUCAUCACAUCCUCAGAUGUACCAAUCCUCACCACAUCCCCAAACUCACCAAUCUUCACCACACCAUCAAGUGACGCCAUCUGCCUCGCAGCAACGUGGGCAGCAAGGCAGCAACUACCGCAGCAAGAGCAGCGUUGACAAGGACCGAGUGUCCGAGCUGUUAUUGGAGCAUCAGGCUGAGUUGUCUGGCGAUGGUAGCAAGAACAGCAACAGCAGCACACCAACUGGCAACAACAACAACCUUUCUACUGGCAACCAUAAUUUCUUGAUCAAUGAAACAUCAAGUGUCCCGAUGAUGCCUUCUGAUGCCAUUGGCAUCUCAGCUGUGGCACCAAAUAGCUGCCGUGGCGCUGUGGCAUCGAGUGGCUGCCGUGGUGCUGUAGCAGUUCUGGAUGCUGCGCCACUCACGCCUAUGGAGCAACAGAUCAUCAGCGAGCUCGGGGCUACUGAUGAAGCCAUCGGUGUUGAGGCUGACGCUGACAAGACUGAUGGAGACGCAGCUGAUGACAUGCUCGAUGUUCUUGUGAACGAAGACUCCCUGUAUGGCUUCAACGUCGACCCUGCAGCUGUGGCUGCUGCCGCCGCUCCUGAGGAGGUCAAGAACCUCGCCCCCAGUGCUGAUGGAGAGCCUGCUGCUGGGGGCCGCAGUGUUAAACUCAGGGAUCGCCGCUCAACUCGUCCAAGAACUCAAACUCGUGCCGUCGCCCCAACCAAGAAACGCAAGCGCAAGCCGUCCAGCGCGGGCAACCUGACCCUCAACGUAUUUUCCCUUGAAAAUCCUUCUGUCGCUGACCACCUUCCUACGGGAUCUGGUAACCCUGAAAACCCUUCUGAUGGCUCUGAAAACCCUCGUGCAGGAUCUAGUAACGCAGAAAACCCUACUGAUGGCUGUGAAAACCCUGACGCUGUUCACAUGACCUCCUCCGAACUGUGUGCUGAUGGUGGAAUAGAGUUGACUGCUGAUGUAGAGAUAAAUUCCGACGCUGCAUACGACGUUAGUCUCGUCGCUGGCUCUAGCACGAGUGACGCGAGUGCUGGCAGCCAGAGAACGGUCCCAAAAGUUAAGUGUCCUCACUGUUCUAAAGUUUAUCACAAGUCUGAGGCUCUUGCUAAACACUUGCUGACACAUCAGGACAAAGAGUACUCAUGCGCGCGUUGUGAUUUUGUUUCCAAAGACAUUGGUGAGAUAAGGGAACAUAAACGCUCGCACAUGCAAAAGCACUGCACACUCUGUAACUUCUCCACUAACAGAGCUGAUGCUAUGAAGAAACAUCUGCUCUGCCACGUGGGGGGUAACCAUGUGGGGGAUGGGGUAUCAUCAUGCAACAUGUGUGACUUUGCCCCCAAGAAUCAGACGGCCCUGAAGCAUCACAUCAAGCAUCAUCAUGACACCGUCCUCGUUCGCGAUGCUUCGUGAUCAUGUCUCUGCGUGAAUCCUUUACUAAUUUUAUGAUUCACGAGCUUCAUUUUGAAUUUUGUGAUUCGUGCGCUCCGAGGUGCCUUUAGACCAGCGCGACACUUGCGUCCCAACACUAGUGCAUUACAAUUGGAAGUUUUGUGUUGUGGACUCUGCGUUAAGUGUGCUCACUAUUACACGAAUUACAAUAUAUUGAUUGUGUGCGUGCACUGUUUUGUGUAGAUUGUAUAAGUGUUGGUGCCUGUCACUCUUCGUGACAUCAGAACAAUACACGAACGCAUCCUGUUUUAUAAAGCGCGCCUUAGCUUCUUCUUGCUUUCGUUCAUUCUGUAGGAUAAGCGUGGAUUUCUUUAUAUUUCAUUUAGAAUUCGGAAACAUUUUCUUAUGUUUUCGAAGAUCAGAAUAUGAAUUAAUGGUUUUACUUGUGCGUCGCGCAUUUCAAAUUGAUUAUUCCUAUAAGUUUUAAAACUUGGAUUGUAAAAGAAAUGAAGGUCAAGGUAUAAUGGAAGGGUCCAUAUGAUCAAUAUAAUUGAAUCAUUUACAUUACACCAAGAAUUUGAUGUAACAGCGAGAAAGUGGAAACUGUAAAAAAGUAAUGGCUUCAUUACGAGAAAACCGCUAGUACAAAGACCAUAAACGUGCAACUCUUCUUGAGCUUUUGGUUAUUUGCUUAUGCUAUUAAUUACCUAUUAAUUGGAUCCAUACGUACAUAUCUUGUGUUUUAAUGUGACGUUUUUUGUUGAUAUCGCUUUAGUGUAAACCUUAAAUCCACAGAAAACAUGAUAGAAGUUAAAUUGGAUUUGUAAUGGACAAACAUUUAACUCUUGACUGGUCGCUGAAUGCUAUCCAACUUAGGUUUGAACUUCAACGCGAGUUACUGGGACAAACUUUAUUAAUUUGUGUCA